This is a messenger RNA of Bufo gargarizans (Asiatic toad), 1278 nucleotides long. RefSeq names its product coiled-coil domain containing 153 (gene DRC12). The transcript is spliced from 7 exons. The record is from RefSeq and is a predicted model, not a curated record. NCBI's taxonomy places the organism in Eukaryota, Metazoa, Chordata, Amphibia, Anura, Bufonidae. The coding region runs from base 41 to 643 and encodes 200 amino acids.
ACACAGGACGUGGUUACCGAGCACAACACGGGUCUGAGAAAUGCCACCAAAACUGAAGGCAAAGUCACAAAAGAAAAAGAAAGUGAAGAAGUCGAAGGCUGGGACAGGCUCAGUGGAAGAACGGUUUCGUAAGGCAACUCUUGAGGUAGACGUUUUACAAGACCACCUUGCGUUACAGAAGCAAGUGACACGGCAGGCGCAACAGCGCAAGUAUGAACUACAUGGGAAACUGCAAGAGCUGCAAGAAGAUAUACAAGACGAAAGAGAUGAAAAACAGGCCAUAUAUAAUGAAAUGACACGGCAGCAUCGGGAUCUGGAGAAGCAGAGCUCAGUGCGUAUACAGGAUUUGGAGAAGGAGGUGGCACAGUUAAAGCUGCAGUUGAGCAAUUCCCAGCAAGCCUUUCAGUUGCUUAACGAGGAAUCACAGCGCGUUACCGAGGAGAAAGAGACAGAAAUUGAAGAGUUAAAGAAACAAGUGGAAAGCAUGGAGACAGAAUAUGAGCACAUACUGCAUUCCUCUCUGGAUCAGAUGCUGGCUAGACUCACCCUGGCUGAACAACAGUGGACAAAAGAAUCCGUGACCAUUCAUCAGCAGUACAAGAACAUGCUACAGGACUGUGGACUAAACCCUCUGGACAUCUGAACCCAAAGAAUUCAAGUCAGUGACCUGUUUGUACUUUAGGUCUUGUUCACCCGGUGGAUUUUGCAAAGACUACAUCCACCGUAUAUUCUGCAGCAGAAACUCUUUUGGUUUUACAAUUUGAAUGAAGCAGACCUGCUCACGGUUCGGUUCAGCCCUAUUGGAGUUAAAGCACGUGCAAACACCGCACUAAGAACGGUCAUGUCCAUUCGUGUCGUGGCAAACUGCGGGCGCAUGAACGGCAGCACAACCUCCCAUUGAAGACAAUAGUAGUUGGACUCUGCGCCAAAAAGCUGUCUGGUGGUUGUGCAGAUUCCGCACCAAAGACUCUGCGUGAAGAGGUUCUCCCAGUACAGUAACCUCUGGCAGAUCGCUAGGAGGACAUGUUGUAACUGAUCUAUGUGUGCAGGUUUGUAGACAACAUAAAUUCCGAAUUGUGAUGUAGGCAAUAAUCGUGAGUGUGGAUGUUUCAAUUUACACUUGUUGAGUACUCAAGCCGUAAAACGGACCAUUGAUUGUAACACUGGGUAAAUACACACUGGGCAAAAACAGCUGUCUGCAGAUGAGAUCCAAGUUAUUCUUCAAGCCCUGUUUAAAGAGGACCUGUCACCGCACAAUGCAAUGCAAUCUGAACGCAC